AGGUUUCCCCAUGUCCGUGACGUGUUGGCCGAGGCUCUGCGGCUCCUCUCCGCCCUCGGAGCGGCCAGUCGCUGCCCUCUGGACUCCGUGAUCCCCGACGGGCGUCAUGAGCAUUGCAAUCCCUCUGGGAGUCACCACACCAGAUACGUCCUACUCCGACAUGGCUGCAGGAUCGGACCCAGAGUCUGUGGAAGCUAGUCCAGCUGUCAGUGAGAAGAAUGUGUACUCCAGCCACGGCUAUGGGGCCACCCAGAAACACAGCUAUCGCGGGCUGCCUUACGCAGAUCAUAAUUAUGGAGCCCCUCCUCCUCCAACGCCGCCAGCAUCUCCUCCUGUUCAGACCAUUAUACCUCGUGCAGAACUGAACGGCCUGCACUCGCCUGAUGAGGAGAACUCCGGGGAUAGUGAGAGCUCCUCAGAAGGAGAAUCAAUUCCCACUUGGUGCCACUGCAGUGUCUCCCAAGAUGGUUUCCUCCUCAAGUGUGAAAAGUGCAGAGGAAUGAGCAGGGGGAAGGUGAUCAGACUCCGCCGCCGGAAGCAGGACAACGUGUCAGGUGGGGACAGCAGUGCAACUGAGAGCUGGGAUGAAGAGCUAUCUCCCUCUACAGUGCUGUACACAGCUACUCAGCACACCCCUACAAGCAUCACGCUGACUGUCAACCGCGUCCGUAGAAGCAAACCUAAGAAGAGGAAGAGGAGUACAGAAAAAGCUCGCACUGCUCCAAAGGCCAAAAAGAUCAAGGCCUUUCGAGAGGGCUCACGAAAGUCUCUGAGGAUGAAGAAUUCCCCUUCUGAAGCGCAUGCCUUGGAUGAAAACACAGCUGAAGGGUGGGAGAAUCGAAUACGACUCUGGACAGAUCAGUACGAAGAAGCCUUUACUAACCAGUACAGUGCUGAUGUGCAGAACUUGUUGGAGCGUCAUCUAAACUCUAAUAAAGAAUAUGUGGGCAAAACUGCUAUGCUAGACACAAUCAACAAAACAGAGUUGGCCUGCAAUAAUACUGUUAUUGGGUCCCAGAUGCAGCUGCAGCUGGGAAGGGUGACUCGGGUUCAGAAGCACCGGAAGAUCCUGAGAGCAGCAAGAGACUUGGCACUAGAUACCCUUAUAAUUGAGUAUCGAGGGAAGGUUAUGUUACGACAGCAAUUCGAGGUCAAUGGGCAUUUCUUCAAAAAGCCAUAUCCCUUUGUGCUGUUCUACUCCAAGUUCAAUGGCGUUGAAAUGUGUGUUGAUGCCCGCACCUUUGGUAAUGAUGCCAGGUUCAUCAGGCGUUCCUGCACUCCAAAUGCAGAGGUUCGUCAUGUGAUUGCUGAUGGGAUGAUCCACCUGUGUAUCUAUGCUGUUGCCACCAUUGCCAAGGACACAGAGGUUACCAUCGCCUUUGACUAUGAGUACAACAUCUGCAGCAACUAUAAAGUGGACUGUGCGUGUCACAAGGGGAACCGGAAUUGCCCUGUGCAGAAACGUAGCCCAAAUGCUGCAGAACACCUACCUCCACCUGUUUUAGGCACACUGAUUGGGGCAGAAACACGCCGGCGAAAAGCCCGUCGAAAGGAGCUAGAAAUGGAACAGCAGGGCAUUGCAUCAGAUGAGAACAGCAGUCAACAAACGGAGGAAGUUCCUGAGGGACCUGCAGCAGUCAGUGACAAUGAGGUGGCAGAGAAGGAGGAGAAACAAGAAGGGGAGAAAGAAGAGCCUGUAGAUGAACAGGGAACUUUGGUCCACAGCCGACGGUCCCGGGAAGACAGGAAGGUAGAAGCCAUCAUGCACAUGUUUGAAAACUUGGAAAAGAGAAAGAGGAGACGAGAGCAACCAUCAGACCGCAACAGCACGGAUGCUGAAAUCAACAUCAAUUCUGAAGCUCCUGAGCUGGAGGAAGUAAAAACAGAGACUCCUGAAACUGAAGAUGGAAGUUCAGCACUGAGUGCUGCUGCUACAAAUGUUUCUAACAGUAACAGCAGUACUGGGGUGAACACGCGACGGUCUUCACAAGUAGUGGAUGCUGUCCCUGAAAAAACAGUUACUAAGCCAGCUCCAGCAAAACCCUCCAGGCCUCGACCAAAAAGUCGCUUCUCUCGAUACCGGACCAGUUCAGCACAAAGACUGAGAAGGCAGAAACAAGCCAGUUCCCAGCAAGCUGAACUCGCACAAGCUGUCCCAGAGGAAGGUAGCACUGCCAGCUUGGUAACCACAGCAGAUGUCAGCAAUGUAGAAGGUCCAGGAGAAGGCAGACAGUUGAUGGGAUCUGACCCAACUGCUAUCCUGGCUGCAGGAUCUCAGUCUAAUCGAGCUGCAGUAAAGUACCCGAAAACUAAAAAGUAUCUUGUUACCGAAUGGCUGAAUGACAAGGCAGAAAAGCAGGAGUGCCCUAUUGAAUGCCCUCUGCGCAUUACUACAGACCCAACAGUUUUGGCAACUACCCUAAAUAUGUUGCCAGGUCUUAUCCACUCCCCACUAAUUUGUACCACACCUAAACACUACAUUCGUUUUGGUUCACCUUUCAACCCCGAGAGACGUCGAAGGCCCUUUCUGUUGGAUGGAAUUUACAGCUCCUGUAAAAAGCGCUGGAUCAAACAAGCCCUGGAAGAGGGGAUGACUCAGACCUCACCAGCUCCGCAAGAGAACAGAACCCAAUGUCUAUACCAAAGUAACGAGAACAGCAGUUCUUCCAGCAUCUGCAAAGAUGACACAGACUUGCUGAGUCCCCUGAAGAAAUGGAAGUCUCGCUACUUGAUGGAGCAGAAUGUUAAGAAGCUGCUGAGGCCGCUGUCUCCCAUCACCCCUCCACCUCCCAUCCCUUCAGUUCCCGGCUCAGUGAGCCCACAGCUGGCUACACCCUGCUCAUCGCUGCCAGGAGAGGAGGAGAGUCGCAAUGGUUAUGGCAUGAUGUUCUCACCGAUUCCUUCUCUGGCUGCUAGUCGCUGCAAUACUCCACUACAGUUUGAGAACGUAUCCUCCCCUGAGAGUUCCCCUGCGCAUAGGCCUGAGUCCAUGUCACCCGAGCUCUGUCUCCGAUCCGACCUGGAUUUGAAGGGUGGGUACCUGGAUUCUGGUGCAAACACCUGCCCAGAACGACCAUCGCUGCUCAGCUUUGGAUCCUCUGAUCUGACUCCACAACCCUCCAUAAACUCUACUUCAGAGAUGAACUUCCCAGGGAAAAGUGGGGAAGCACAGAUGCUGCUACGAAGCUCUGAUCAGGCUUUUCGGACAGAGUUUAAUUUAAUGUAUGCCUUCUCCCCAUUGAAUGCUAUGCCACGCGUAGAUGGGUUGUUGCGGGGUUCUGCUCCUUUGGGAGAGAGGAAGCCAAUGAAUUCGGAAGCAGGAUGCUGCAGCUCUCCUGCCGAAGGAUAUUUCAGCAGACACGAGUCAGGGCUGCUUAAAGAGACAGUGCAUGGAUCCAUGUCUCCCUGCAGUGAGAAGGCUUGUGAAGGCAUCAGAUCUGCUCCGCAGAAUCCGCCACAAAGGAAGAAGGUAUCUCUACUAGAAUAUCGCAAGCGGAAACAAGAAGCCAAGGAGGGAGGCGAUUCAGUGCGAUGUACAGGGACUCCUACCCGACAGGGCAGCAGCAGUUCUGUGACUGACACAGAUGGCAACAGCCUGCUGGGCUCCGUAGUACGAACCCCGUCCUCCCCACAAAGUGGCUUCUCCCCUUCUCAUCCCUCCCUGCCUCAUGUAGAGGACAUCAGCCCACCAGACUCGAGGGGGGCUAGUUCCUUAACAUCACUCAGCAAAUCCCAGGAGAACAUCAGCAGUAGGUGGAUGGUCCCAACGUCAGUGGAGAGGCUUCGAGAGGGCCGAGGCAUACUUGAGAAGGUGCUGCGAAGUGGUGCAAAGGUAUCCCAGAGAAACGAAUCCUCACCUACCUGUGACAGUGCUGUUGAGAGAGAUGCAGGUCCUGUGCCCUGAGGAGGAAGGCUUCUGAACCUCAACAACCAGACAAGACAACUCCAUCCAGAUUCCUGUGUAGCUAAGCCAGCACCUGUGAUGUAGCACAGAGAGGACAACUGCAGCAAAGCCAUGGGCACUGCUGAUACUGAUGCUCGUGCCAGUGCAUCUGGUGCAAAGCCAGACCUGUCUGGCAGAAGUACAAAGCAGGCUAUGGCAGUGUGUCCUGUUUCAUGACUGAGACACAUCUGUCAUAAAUUUGAUACUAAUACCAACACUAUUUCACCAAGGCAUUUCAAACACGGCUGCUGAGAAUCCCCGAGAUGCUGCAGAUAAACAGCUUUGUCUCAUUAGACUGCAACAUAACUCUGAGGUGAAAUCUUCUAGUCCCACCAGUUUCUCUCCCUCCUAAAGAAAGCACGAUUGCCAUCUGUAACCCUGUGGUUAUAGUAGUGGCAACUGAAAAACACGUGGCAAAGCAGAUGGGUCACUUGCAGUAAGUACUUCUUGCCUACCCCAGUUCAGGUUAGUUCAGGUUCAGUCAUCUGGUAGAACAAGAAGCUCACCCACCCCGUAAGAUAUGGGUGCCAGAAAGGCUAGCACUGCCAAGAAGCAGCUUUUAUUCCUCUUGAUCUCUCACAUAACUAAGGUGGAUCAGUGUGUACGGUGCUGCUGUUACACCACAAACCUCAAAGCAUUUUCAUCAUCUGGCCCUGUAUCUGAAAUUGGCAUUUCUGAGGUCUAAGAGUAACUCCAUUGGAGCAGCUCAGUUGAUUUGUAAAGCAGAAUCCCCAGAACAGCAGAAGGGGUGCUGUCAGCCUUGGCAGCACAGGGCCUCAGUCUUCGGCAGCGUCUGGAUCUGCCUUUGAGGAAAACUUGCAGCAGGAUCCUGCUGACAGCCAUCUAAGGAGAGACAGUUCUGUCUCCCCAGCUGUAAGUGUAGCCAACAUGGAUUCCUAUGACCAAGUCUGAGUGGAGAAUUGCUGAGACCUUAGAAACGGUCUUCUGCCUCUCAUAUCCUUCUGGAAAGCCAAGGGACCGCAAGCUGUCUGUGUGAUGUUGCUGGGUGCAGCUGUUCAGGUAGGCUGGUCCAAGGCAAGUGAGCUUUUGUGCUAAACCAGAGCGAGCUGGGGUAAGGGAAGCAGCAGUUCUUAACAUGCAUGGCUGAUUUAUGCAUGUUAAGGUUUUCCAGUUGCCUCUUGCUAGGGUUCUUCAGCUUCUGAAACAGUAACGGCUGGAGAAGCCGCCCAUGUCUCAGCCGUAGCUGGAUGCAGAACAAGAUGGCUGGGGUGUGUGCAGGUGUCACUGGAGAGGGAACUGCUGUGGCCUCAGUUCAGAGGGUGAGGUUUAACGUCUUGCCUGUACAUUGCAGACACAGCAGAAGGAGACACUCCAGAAGCCCACAAAGGACCAGCAGUUUACAGUCCUUCUCGAUACAGC
Messenger RNA from Egretta garzetta (little egret), 5323 nucleotides. RefSeq names its product SET domain containing 5 (gene SETD5). The coding region runs from base 107 to 3904 and encodes 1265 amino acids. Lineage: Eukaryota; Metazoa; Chordata; Aves; Pelecaniformes; Ardeidae. The record is from RefSeq and is a predicted model, not a curated record. Gene Ontology annotation, molecular function: protein binding. The transcript has 22 exons.